AUGAUCAAGACCGUAUCUCUGCACAAUGCAGAGUCGAAGGCUGUACUGGAAGAUGUACCACCAGACAGAGAUACACAAGGAGUUGUGGCAGUUUUGGCUGGAGUCGAUGCAUCGCUUAUAGCCAAAACUUGGAAAGCAGUUGGUUCGUGCAGUAGACGAUGCGGGGGCGGUCAACAGAGGUAUACGUCAUUAUCGAGUUGCGGCUGUCGAACGUCAACAAAAACUCUGUCGUGUAACACCAACCCGUGUCCAGUCAAUGGUGGCUGGUCAGCUUAUGGAGCCUGGACAGUCAGGACACCUUGUCCGAACACGUGCGGCGUUGGGACAGGAGUGGAAAUCAGGCGCCGGACCUGCACCAACCCAGCUCCACGGUAUAACGGGAGGUCGUGUGUUGGCAGCAGCUCCGAAACACGAACCAAGACUUGUUCACUCAGUCCGUGUCCCAUUAAUGGCGGCUGGUCUUCGUGGAGUACGUGGAUAGAAAACACAUCCUGUGGAGUGACUUGCGGAAGUGGAACCAGAACGGAAAUACGCCGCAGACAAUGCAACAACCCGGCGCCUCAAUAUGGCGGUCGUGGCUGCAGCACUGCGUCGUCAGAAACAAGAACUCUAACCUGCACCAAAAGCCCGUGUCCUAUCAACGGAGGCUUUUCAGACUGGGGAUCGUGGGAAGAAGACACUCCGUGUGGUGUUACUUGUGGAGAAGGAACUAGAACGGAAGUACGUCACAGACAAUGCACCAAUCCAAGACCUCAAUACGGCGGACGAGACUGCGGUGCUCAUUCGUCGGAGUCAAGAACUCUGACCUGCACAAAGGACCCAUGUCCCAUUAACGGAGGUUGGUCUGACUAUGGCUCGUGGGAAGACAACAUACCAUGUGGUGUUACGUGUGGAGAAGGAACAAGAACGGAAAUACGUCACAGGGAAUGCACUAAUCCAGCUCCUCAAUAUGGCGGAGAGGACUGUGGUACUGAUUCAUCAGAAAGCAGAACUCUGACGUGUACAAUGGACCCAUGUCCUAUUAACGGAGGUUGGUCUGACUAUGGCUCGUGGGAAGAAGACACUCCAUGCGGAGUUACUUGUGGUGAAGGAACUAGGACGGAAAUACGUCACAGAGAAUGCUCCAAUCCAGCUCCUCAAUAUGGCGGACAAGACUGCGGUACUGAUUCAUCAGAAACUAGAACUGUGACGUGUACAAUGGACCCAUGUCCCAUUAACGGAGGUUGGUCUGACUAUGGACCAUGGGAAGAGGACACUCCAUGUGGUGUCACGUGUGGAGAAGGAACUAGAACAGAAAUACGUCACAGAGAAUGCACCAAUCCAGCUCCUCAAUAUGGCGGAGAGGAAUGUGGUACUGAUUUAUCAGACAGCAGAACUCUAACGUGUACAAUGGACCCAUGUCCCAUUAAUGGAGGUUGGUCUGACUAUGGCCCGUGGGAAGAAGACACACCAUGUGGUGUUACGUGUGGAGAAGGAACUAGAACGGAAAUACGUCACAGACAAUGCACCAAUCCAGCUCCUCAAUAUGGCGGAGAGGACUGUGGUACCGAUUCAUCAGAAAGUAGAACACUGACGUGUACAAUGGACCCAUGUCCCAUUAAUGGAGGUUGGUCUGACUAUGGCUCGUGGGAAGAAGACACACCAUGUGGUGUUACAUGUGGAGAAGGAACUAGAACGGAAAUACGUCACAGACAAUGCACCAAUCCAGCUCCUCAAUAUGGCGGAGAGGACUGUGGUACCGAUUCAUCAGAAAGCAGAACACUGACGUGUACAAUGGACCCAUGUCCCAUUAAUGGAGGUUGGUCUGACUAUGGCUCGUGGGAAGAAGACACACCAUGUGGUGUUACAUGUGGAGAAGGAACUAGAACGGAAAUACGUCACAGACAAUGCACCAAUCCAGCUCCUCAAUAUGGCGGAGAGGACUGUGGUACCGAUUCAUCAGAAAGCAGAACACUGACGUGUACAAUGGACCCAUGUCCCAUAAACGGAGGCUGGUCUGACUGGGCAGGAUGGGCAGAAGACACACCGUGUGGUGUUACUUGUGGAGAAGGAACUAGAACGGAAAUACAUCAUAGAGAAUGCACCAACCCAGCUCCUCAAUAUGGUGGAGAAGACUGCGGUACUGAUUCCUCAGAAACGAGAACAGUGAGGUGUACGAUGGAUCCAUGCCCUAUUCAUGGUGGAUGGUCAGAUUUUGGAGAAUGGGAAGAGGACACCCCUUGUGACGUCACGUGCGGCAGUGGAACCAGAAGAGAAAUACGUCAAAGAGAAUGUACUGAUCCAGCUCCACAACAUGGUGGGGAUGAUUGUACUGAAGAAUCGUCAGAAAGUCGGACACUGGUUUGCGUCAAACAGCCAUGUCCUAUUCACGGUGGAUGGUCUGACUGGUCUGUCUGGACAGCACUACGAGGCUGGGUGAUCACGGGAGAUUAUGCAUCAAGGCAGGAAGCACGACAACGUGUCUGUAACAACCCAGCGCCUGCCAAUGGCGGCAACAACUGUGAGGGUGUUGCUGUGGACAAUCGGAACUUCACCUGCGCUGCAGAUCAAUGUACUGGAUUAUGUCAAAGGAAUGGACAACAGUUUGGGGAUGAUCUGUUUGUGAAGCGCUAUUUCGAAUGUCAUAAUGGGAAAGCUACAAAAAAGCUCUGCUCUGGCUACUGGAACAAGAAAGCACGUCGUUGCCAGAAGUUCUGCCGCAUGUUUGAGAUCGGCAUGAAGGGACAUCCGCGUGACUGCUGGCGCUUUGUCUACUGUCUGCCUGGAAUAGCACUCGAUAUGCCGUGCAACUCUCCCGGUCAGUACUGCACUUGUCCACCUCGUGGCUAGAUAAUGACCACUACUGAAGGACUCUUGUUUCCAAUUCAAUCAACUUGAUGUCUCAUAAAGACACUUUUUAGAUAAAUGUACCUCAUUUUGGUAGUUUGCUAUUCUACCUCAAAAAUAAAAUAUUUAAAUAUGAGGGUGUUUUUUUCUCUUUAGAUUGGCAUUUUUCUUUAUCACUGGAAGCUUUGGUUUCACCAGUCCACGCACAGUUAAAUAAAAGAAACAUCCAAAAGUAUGGACAAAACUAAAGUUUGUUUUUCUUUAAUGACAUCACUAGAGCACUUUAAUUAAUUAAUCAUCAGUUAUUGAAUGUCAAACAUGUAGUCUUUAGGGAAACCUGCUACAUUUUUCCAUUAGCAGCAACAGAUCUUUCAUACACACUAUUCCAGUCAGGAUAGUACAUACAACAGCAUUUGGUGUAUAAUCGUUGGAAUGGGAAAAACACAAUCAAAGAAUGGGUCCACCAAUGGCGACUGAUCCUCCAUGCCAUGCACUCAGGCGAGUACUCUACCAAUUAAGCUAGAUUCUGCCCAAAAACCAUUUACAGAAACAUCUGAAUCUUCACAGGAUAUAUUAAUCAGUGCUAUAGGUUGAGCACUCGUUAAGUUAAGCAUUCGACAAAACAAGUCCAGAUUUCGAGAUACAAGUCAAGUUCAGUAUUUUUAAACGAAAGAAAAAAAUGUGUCCUAAAUAUACCACCAUAUUAUUUAUUUUAUGGGCGUUUAUUUUAGAUUGUAUGAAAAGAAAGUUGAGGCCUUAGUACAUUUUAAAUUACUAGUGUUUAACAUAAUGAUAGUUGUUUUAACACUAUGGCCGAACGUUUAUUCAUUUCUAUGGUAACGGGAUUAAAUAAUAAUAACCAUUUUGCAUUAAGUUUACAUACGCAGUCCUCAGCUGUUACGGCCUUGGUUCAUAUAGCCAAGCUCCAAUUCAAUUAGAUUGUCGCUUAAGCAAUAGGCGAACUUGUUGGCCUAUUUCAACAUUUUAAAAAAAUGGGGGCAAAAGUGCAGUAGGCCUAAUAAACUCUGAAUUGUGUACUAGAAUAAAUAUAUUUUAUGGCUAUAAUAUCAUGUUUUUUCCCCCCAGUCUUAAAAUUUUAUAUUGAAAUUAAUUUCCUGCAUACUUCGUAAUUCACCUGAAUCAUUUUGUAAACCCUCGGCAUAAUUCCAAAUGUUUUCAAAUUCUUUUCACGUCACUGGCUUGAUUCUGCAA
Gigantopelta aegis is the source of this 4038-nucleotide messenger RNA. RefSeq names its product SCO-spondin-like. The transcript has 16 exons. Lineage: Eukaryota; Metazoa; Mollusca; Gastropoda; Neomphalida; Peltospiridae. The record is from RefSeq and is a predicted model, not a curated record. The coding region runs from base 1 to 2829 and encodes 942 amino acids.